UCCCAUACAUGGUCACAUGACUCAUCUAUGAAUCUUAUGGCAGAGAAUUUGGCGAUGAGACCUCCAUCGACUCUCAACAUCUUCCCAUCUCAGCCGAUGCACAUAGAGCCACCUCCUUCUUCUACACACAAUACCGAUAAUACAAGAUUAGUUCCGGCUGCUCAACCUAGUGGUUCCACUCGACCAUCUUCUGACCCGUCCAUGGACUUGACCAAUCAUUCUCAGUUUCAACCUCCUCAAGCUUCUAAAUCCAUCAAGAAGGAAGGGAACCGCAAGAGUCUUGCCUCAUCGGACCAUGACAUACCAAAAUCGUCAGACCCUAAAACAUUGAGAAGACUAGCACAAAACAGAGAAGCAGCAAGAAAAAGCAGAUUACGUAAAAAGGCUUAUGUUCAGCAACUCGAGUCAUGUAGGAUUAAACUGACCCAACUAGAACAAGAGAUUCAACGGGCCAGAUCCCAAGGCGUAUUCUUUGGAGGGUCUCUUAUAGGAGGAGAUCAACAGCAAGGUGGACUACCCAUUGGCCCUGGCAACAUCAGCUCCGAAGCAGCGGUGUUCGAUAUGGAAUAUGCGAGGUGGCUGGAGGAGCAGCAGAGGCUAUUAAACGAACUAAGGGUGGCGACACAAGAGCACUUGGCCGAGAACGAGCUUAGGAUGUUUGUGGACACUUGUUUAGCUCAUUAUGACCAUUUGAUUAACCUCAAAGCCAUGGUCGCUAAGACCGAUGUCUUCCACCUCAUUUCUGGAGCAUGGAAAACUCCAGCCGAACGUUGCUUCUUGUGGAUGGGUGGUUUCCGUCCAUCGGAGAUCAUUAAGGUGAUUGUGAACCAGAUAGAACCACUGACGGAGCAACAAAUAGUUGGGAUAUGUGGACUGCAACAAUCCACACAAGAGGCCGAGGAGGCUCUCUCGCAAGGCCUCGAGGCAUUGAAUCAAUCACUUUCCGAUAGCAUUGUCUCUGACUCUCUCCCGCCUGCCUCUGCACCACUUCCUCCUCAUCUAUCCAAUUUCAUGUCACACAUGUCCUUAGCUCUCAACAAGCUCUCUGCUCUCGAGGGCUUCGUUCUCCAGGCGGAUAAUUUGAGGCACCAAACGAUCCAUAGGCUGAACCAAUUGUUGACGACCCGUCAAGAAGCACGGUGUCUUCUAGCCGUUGCGGAGUACUUUCACCGUCUUCAAGCUCUAAGUUCUCUCUGGCUAGCCCGUCCUCGGCAAGACGGAUGAUACUAAAACAAGUGAUGAAGG
Arabidopsis arenosa is the source of this 1245-nucleotide messenger RNA. The record is from the annotation of a GenBank genome assembly. NCBI's taxonomy places the organism in Eukaryota, Viridiplantae, Streptophyta, Magnoliopsida, Brassicales, Brassicaceae.